UUUUCACUGCAGACUCUUUCAGGAAACGACAGACUGUAGGCUUUAUUGUUUGCUAAAGGAAUAACCACUCUGAGAAAUUGCGUUGUGGUCAAGUCAACAGUUGAAAUGCGGUUUAUUUACAGUUAACAAUUAGAUUAGUUGCCAAUACAUUUUAGCUUAUAGUGAAAGAAAUUUGUGAAAACGAAAGCGAAAGGUUAAGCGAGUAGGCUAAAUUCAAGAAUCAACUGUCCGUUGCUGUCGAAGAUGCGUUAUCUUUGGUCAUAUUUUGCUAUUCUGUGACCUACCAAUGACAAUCCUUUGACCAGAUACAAACGAUCAGCUAUUAGUUAUGUUUAUCAUCUUCAUGAUAGGAUGCUUGGUGCCAUCCGCAUACGCUCUUGAUGGCGCGGAUGUGGUGCUGUCCUGCUCCUUCGUGGAGGAGGGAGGGGGAAUGAUGGGGGGUAUGGGCGGAGGGGGGCUCUUCAGCCGCACUCCUGCAACGCUGGUCCUCAGGGACCUUCCUGUGGAUCCCGACUCCGACUCCGCUCUGGACUCCGUGACCCCCUUUGAUCCGCCGGAGCAGCCCAGCGCGGAUGACCUCAUCUUCGAAGUGAAAGGCUCUUCAGUGGAGAUCCCAGAUGCGGAGACCCUUCUCCAUGCUGACUGUAACGAACAGGAAGUGAACUGCGAGAUCAGUCGCUACAUCCCCCGUGGCUCGGACCCUGAUGCUCCGCCCUCUCACUUCAUUGGCUCCCUGCAGGUGGAGGGGGGUGGCAUCAGCCUCACCAUGGUCCUGCAGGUUUUAACCAAUGAGGAGGCUACAUCUGAAACUGUGCCUCUGAUACAAAGCAAGCUGGAAAUCCCUCUUAGCCAAUCAGGGACUCUGCUCACUGAGGUUGCGUUCGUGGUGUUCUCUCGCUCGCCAUCCCUCUCGGCUCCACUGGGGGGCGACGCUCAGCUGGACUGUGGCUUCAGGCAGCAGGACUCCUCCCCCGUGGGUGAGCUCGGGCUUGAGUGGCGGCUGCAGCACAGAGGAAAUGGUCGUAAAGUCCUGGAGAUGAGCACAGUUGCAGAGGGGGAGGGGGAGGGGGCGGGGCCCACUGUGUCUCCUGGGCGGGACGGGGCUAGCGUGGAUCCUGCGCUAGCGGUGGAAGAGGGUAACGUGUCUAUGAGCCUCACAAAGCUCAAAGUGGUCGAUGAAGGAACAUACAUUUGUACCGUCACUUCUGGAACAUUCCAAACCCAACAGAUUGUCCAGCUACACAUUGCCCAGCCUCCGACAGUUUCUCUCUCUGAGGAGAUGGUGGUAUAUCAAGAUGAGCCGGCCCAGAAACUCAGCUGCCACUGCAAGAGCUACUACCCUCUUGAUGUGCAGGUCGAGUGGCUGUCACUCAGCUCCUCGGAGGCAGAGCCCAUCGAGAUCACGGACGGGGCGUCCAUGACCAGCCACAGGCAACACUCCGACGGAACUUACUCCGUCACCGCCCACCUGAUGCUCCGCCUCUCGGCACACCCACCUGGGACCUCCGUCACUUGCAGGGUUGGCCAUCAGGCCCAGAGGUCGGAGGUCGACGUCAGCACCACUGUUCGCCUCGCCCCUGAGACAGAUGACAGCCUCUACUCCAUCAUCGUGUCAGUGCUGGUGGUGAUUGUGGGAACCGUCUUUUUUUACCAAGUGAUGGGAGGAGCAAACUGAGUUUUGACUGAAUGCACUGAAGAUGAAAUGCAUAUACUGCAACAAAGCUCUGAAAAAAAAAUAUUUUAAUGUUCUAAGAAGCAGAGGUGGAAAAGUCCAGCUUCAGAGAGUAAAAGUCCUACCGCAUAUCUGUGCCAACCAUUCAUUUAAACCAGUUGAUUCUAAUUAGCACAACUCUUAAGCUAGGUAUAGAGCAGCUAAUUAGUGAGAUCACCUGAAUUAACUGCACAGGCAGAACCAAUACAUGGUUGGAUUUUUACUCUCUGAAGCUGGACUUUCCCACCUCUGCUAAGAAGUGCUGCAAUGUUUCAUGUCAAUUAGAAAUAAUUUGGUACGUGUAGUAAGAUUACUGUGACUGUCAUAUCUGUGAGUGAAGGGUAAAUGAAGAGAGGGGGAGAGCCAUGAUGGCAGAUGUUACACAUGGGAAAGGUUUUGCUGUGCUGCUGCCUCAGUGUUUAUGAUGAGGUUUCAGGUCGUACGAAUAUCACUGGGCCUUAAAGCCCAUUGAAGCACUUAAGCCCAUUUUCUGGUGCUCCAAGCGGUUUCAAAGCUAACACAUUUUUGUCACAUACAGAAAACAUCACCUCACCGUUUGUUAGCUGCCUGUGCCCUGAGUAAACUGUAAAAAAUCGCUGUUUCUGUGGACAGCCCAGGCAACAAAAACACCCUGGUCCAGCCUGGACCAUGAUACAUAGCAAACUGCUCCAGCCAAUCACCAAUGAGAUGGGCAUUCAGGAGAGUUUCAACGUGCACGGGAAGGCGCAGCAAGCUAGCUCUCUGUUUUGUGUGAAGGCCAACAGAAGUGAUGUUAACCAGCAUCGCUUAGACCACCUUUAAUGAUAUGGACAUGUCGGUUAUCUUCAACUAUGUUCCUCUUUGUGCAGAGGAGAGUGUUUGGACUGUGACUGUAUGUAAUGUCUGUAAUUCUUGAAAGAAGACCAUACUUGAAGAUGACUUGACAAUGUCCUGCAAGGGUCAAAGAUACAUAGUCAUAAAACCUAAAACGUUCAAAUAAAUACUAUGGCAGCUGCACUGUAACAUUUGUCAGAAACAAAAAUUACUUUCCAUUGAUGGGUUGACCCAGAGCUUUUGGUUUGAUUGUCUAUUAUUGUCCCGUUAUGGACUCUCUUUCCCAGAAUGCACCUCAGUCCGUAGCAUAUUAGGAUGUGUUGAAAAAGGAGUUUGCGACUACUAUUUUUUUGUACGUGACUUUUUACGAUAUCUUGUGAUGUGUAUAUUUUUUUUGAGUAAUCCCACAUCGUGCCCACAGGGGUAGAAUUUGUGUCUAGUCUUGUGGGCACAAUGUGCACUAAGAAGAUGUGUAAUGUUGUAAUGUCUGCGUUGUUGUAACUGGUGUGAUGAAGUCAGUCAGUACAAAUACAUAUGCAGUGUUGGUUAUUUAAGAUCUACAAAUAACUUACUGGAAACGUCUACUUUAAUUUAUGCUUUUCAUCACCCUUUUCCCACAGCAGUGUAAAUUCUGGUUGAUUUGAAUAAAACUAUCAUCUGACAUUUAUGUAAGGGAUAAUCAACGACGCGCCGUGCGUUUAUAGGAAAAUAAUGCACGUUCGAAGUGGUAAUAAGGACCCGACGCCGCAGGCGGAGGGGACUUUACACUUCGAUAAGUGCAUUAUUUUCCUAUAAACGCACAGGGCGCGGAGUUGAUUAUCCCGCUUAUACCACUGCUACUAUCAGUUUUGUUUAUAUUGCCGCUGUCUUAGAUACAACAUUGCUGUUUUUACCGUUACAUUCACAUUGGCGAAUUAAUAUUCAAGUGUAAUAAGCCCAAAAGAAGGGAACUACUUCAUAGCCGUGCGGUAUAUAGAAAAAUAAUGCACGUUCCAAAUAGCGCAUCACAAUAGGAAAUUUGACCAAGCAGUGGUAUAAGAGACAUUUAUGUUUUUGUUGAAAUGACAAAUGGCCUUCUAAUAUGCCAAAUGAUAGCCUGCUACAGUAUGUUAUGAUCACAAUAA
Sardina pilchardus (European sardine) is the source of this 3648-nucleotide messenger RNA. It is a transcript of the gene tapbpl, whose product is annotated as TAP binding protein like. The record is from RefSeq and is a predicted model, not a curated record. NCBI's taxonomy places the organism in Eukaryota, Metazoa, Chordata, Actinopteri, Clupeiformes, Clupeidae. Bases 329 to 1675 code for a protein of 448 amino acids. Gene Ontology annotation, biological process: antigen processing and presentation of endogenous peptide antigen via MHC class I; peptide antigen assembly with MHC class I protein complex. Gene Ontology annotation, cellular component: MHC class I peptide loading complex; membrane. Gene Ontology annotation, molecular function: MHC class I protein complex binding; TAP complex binding. The transcript is spliced from 8 exons.